GGCGUCCUCCGACGGCCAGACAUUAUUCCUGAUAGAGAAUUCGUUGUAUUUCCUGUCUCAAGAAGCUUCGUCACCCUUCACCACCAUGACAAAAGGCAGUGACAUGAACUUUCAUUUGUGAAUCCUCUCCAAGCCGCCAUGAAGACUGCCAUGAUUGUGCUCGCGUGUGUUGCCGCGUCGGCGUCCGCCCAAAAGGCGUGCGACCCCGCCAAGGUCACGGAUUGGAUGGCGUCGUGCGACCGCCUCGCCAGCGACGAAAUCAAGUGCAAGGACAAGGCGUGCCACAAGGCCCUGCACUACCUCGUCGAGGACGACGCCAUCAAGUGCUACGUCUCGUCCGGCCUUGGUCCUGCCACCAACCUGACCAAGUACACCGACCUGGACAAGUUCUGCCACGCCGCGCCUAAGGCGACGACCACCGCAAAGCCAAAUGCGGCCAGUUCGGCGUCGUUGGUUUCGACCGUGUCCGUGAUGACUGUCGCGUGUCUCGGGGUGCUUUCGUCUGGAAUGUAAUCGUGGA
Messenger RNA from Aphanomyces astaci, 520 nucleotides. RefSeq lists its product as hypothetical. The transcript has a single exon. Lineage: Eukaryota; Oomycota; Saprolegniomycetes; Saprolegniales; Verrucalvaceae. Bases 139 to 513 code for a protein of 124 amino acids. The record is from RefSeq and is a predicted model, not a curated record.